Molecule: messenger RNA, 1401 nt
Organism: Diatraea saccharalis (sugarcane borer)
Lineage: Eukaryota; Metazoa; Arthropoda; Insecta; Lepidoptera; Crambidae
Source: the annotation of a GenBank genome assembly
AUGGGUUUAACAAAAGAAGAAAAGAAAGCAAAAAAGGAGGCAAAGCGACUUGAAAAACUCAGAGCUGAAACUGAAGCACGUAAGGCAGCAAAACGUCUGGAACUACAACGUGAAUUAGCAGCACAAGCUCAAAAAAAAGGUGAAUUAGAUAAAACAUGGCGUGAACUGAUGCUAAAAAUUAAAGAACCUGAGUUUAAACAAGAUAUUGAAGUGAUGUGGCACGUCUUCGAGCGGGUCUAUGACAAAAAAGAUCAUCUCAUAAAACAUACAAUGAAACUAAUGGACACGGCCGAUGACCAAUUUCAACGUACAGUUGCAAGUUUUUGCGAUACAAUCGAUAACAUGAUUAUCAAAUUCUUAUCUGAUUUAGACGAGUUGUCUAAGGAUAAUGACCGAAGGACAGCCGAGUUAUUGAAAGAAGGUGAAGAUGACGCAGCUCGCAUAAUGUCAGACCAUAAUACAGCUGAGACACACUUACAACUACUUCUGUACCAUGCACAUACUACUGCAGAUAAUUUAGCGUGGUCAAACCGAGGAGAAAAUCUGGUGAAACAAGAUGAAGAUACUAAUAAAUAUUCUAGUGAAAGAGAAAAUCUAAGGUCUAUUCUUGAGGACAAAUAUAACUCCGUUUGGGAAGAGUAUAAAGCGGUUCUAAAAUCUUAUAUACUUGAAACUGCGGACAAUCAAAAGCAAGUACGUAAAUUGCGUCGCAAAGAAAAUUUAAUGGCUGAUAUUAUUGCUUCACAAAGUAAGAAAAUCGCUAAUAGUGACGGAAUGCUUAAACGUCUUCGCACAGAGCUAGCUGCAUAUGAAUCAGGCACGAAACAAGCUGUGUUUAGGGAUCGACGUAACAGACACCGAGCGGCUUGUCACAAGCUUAAAAGACGUUUAAUAAAUGGAUGCGCCCUUGAUAUGCAUCAGAUGAUUACACUUGUCAAAUGUACUGAUGGUGCUAUAGAAUGGCUCGAGUCUGCAGCUAAAAAAGGUGACAAGAUCCUUCGUAUGGCGGCCCUUUGUAGGAAAUUUGAAAGUCAACGCGAAAAAGUUUUACCUUACGGAUCAUACGGGCCACAUUCGCCGGUGCAAGUGAAAACUAACAUAAAACCGUCGAAGUCCGACGAAUCUUUGGUUUGCAAUGCUAUAUCUUCAACUUGUGGCUUGACGAGACUCUGGCAACGCCUAUCGAAAGCUGAUUUGAUCAAGAGAGCUUUAGAACGCGAAAAACACUUAUUAGAACUUGAAAAUGCUUAUAUUAUUAAAAAGAUUCAGCAACAGAAGGAAAGCACUUCUGGCCCUGAAAUCAAACAAUGUAGAUGUGAUCCUGAUAGAAAAAAGGGAACUGUAAAUCGACCUGUAGCAAUAGAAGGAAUUUUCGAGGUUAAUAAAUAUAAAAUAAUUUAA